GGCCAAUCACAGCACCGCUGACCUAAUCGUUGUCUCAGCCAGAACCACUAUCCGCUAGCUAGUUUAGCAUCAGUCUGGACCGAGGAGCUAACCUAAUAUCUGUGUGCUCACCUUGGUUAUGUAUUUCGCUUGAAUUUACUGAAGUUACCAGUCGUCCAAGUGACUACACUGAAGAUGCAGUUCAUGCUGUUAUUCAGCCGGCAGGGAAAGCUGCGGUUACAGAAAUGGUAUGUGCCUCUGUCUGACAAGGAGAGGAAGAAGAUCUCCAGAGACCUGGUCCAGACCAUACUGGCCAGGAAGCCCAAGAUGUGUAGCUUCUUGGAGUGGAGGGACCUCAAGAUUGUGUACAAGAGAUAUGCAAGCCUGUAUUUCUGCUGCGCAGUCGAGGAUCAGGAUAAUGAGCUGAUCACCCUGGAGAUCAUCCAUAGAUACGUGGAGCUGCUUGACAAAUAUUUUGGCAGUGUGUGCGAGUUGGAUAUUAUCUUCAACUUUGAGAAGGCCUACUUUAUUCUGGAUGAGUUCCUGCUGGGCGGAGAGGCCCAGGAGACGUCCAAGAAGAACGUGCUGAAAGCCAUCGAGCAAGCUGAUCUGUUGCAGGAGGAGGCCGAGGCACCACGGAGCGUUUUAGAAGAAAUUGGGCUGACAUAAAUCAUCAUGCCGCUGCCUCGCAGAUCCUCUUCCAGAUGCAGAUCUGGAAACCUCCAUGUCUCUAUCCUGUCUCCUCAUGUUCACUGUCAGUGUUGUAUGCAUAUAAUCACCACCUAUGUGCUGUAUUACUCUGUUCUGUACUGUCCAGUAAUGUCUUUAAAUGUGGUGCCAACUGUGGUUUUAAUGUCUCCUAUGUACUAUCUUCUCACUGUAUUCUGCAGUACUUUCAUACUUUACACCCCAAACUCACAGUACAAUGUAGCGACCACAUAAAAACUCCAGCAUCAGAAUAAGAUCAUCUAUCAUCACCAAUUGCAAAGGGGUGUGUACUGUUUGUCUUAAAGUACUUUGGGUGCUGUUGCAGCCGCAGUCCGUGUUUUUUAUUAAUUACCAUCACAUUGGAGUCACAAAGCUAAUCAUCCGAAUUCAUGAAAUAUAAAUACUGGGCAGUCUGUGAAAAGCCCGGAGGGUAGUUUAAUAAAACUAUUAUUCUAAACCGAUAUUCUGUCCGCUGCACAAAAGAAAGGAUGCUUCUCAAGGGCAAAAUAUGAUAGCAUUUUAUUAUAUUGAACAAUAUAACUACUAUACAAUAUUUUUUAAGUUGGGUUCAUGUACAAAUUGAGCAAGGAGAGUUGUCAUUUCUAACAAUCAUUUUUGGAUUAUAAAAAGGACCAACUUGGGAAAUGGUUUAAAAAUCAGAGGAUGGCAUUCUUUUUUUUUAGCCAGAUGGUUAAAGGUUUAGAGGUUAGAGUCUUUGAGGACUCUAGAAAUAUCUUCAAAACAGCAGUAACUGUUGCCAAAUGACCUGUUGACCAAUGACCUAAGAAAAGGUCACAUUUAUUUUUUUUGGAAGAAUCUGAAGCUCAGCUCUGUGACUCAAAUGCAAUGGUAAUACAUGAGAGGCACCAGCGGGGCUAGUGCUGUUGUGGGAAUCACUGACACCGUUAUAAUCCCACGGGUAAAUCAAUCCACCAGUUAAAUGAAAUUAAACAAUCACCCAUUAUCAAUAUCCGUGUAUGUUAAGGUUUCUAGUUGUGUUUGGUGAUUCCCUUCCACGAAUUAACCAUUUCAUUUUUCCUUUUCAAUGCUGUUUACUUUAGUUAAACAUGAGCAGUUGCUGUGUAAUUAGUGUCACGUUUGUCAUCUUGUCUAUUUUUGACAAUGGAUUUAUUGUCCUGAUAAAAACCAUUUGUUUAACAUUCAAUUUCAUAACGGCCUCCAGAGAUAAAUCUAAGGUCAGUCUCUCCCUUAGUCUUAGGUUAGGAAAGGAUAGUGAACCA
Molecule: messenger RNA, 1928 nt
Organism: Etheostoma spectabile (orangethroat darter)
Lineage: Eukaryota; Metazoa; Chordata; Actinopteri; Perciformes; Percidae
Gene: ap1s2
Product: adaptor related protein complex 1 subunit sigma 2
Exons: 5
Coding region: 175-648 (157 amino acids)
Biological process (GO): vesicle-mediated transport; intracellular protein transport
Cellular component (GO): AP-1 adaptor complex; membrane coat
Molecular function (GO): clathrin-cargo adaptor activity
Source: RefSeq, a predicted model, not a curated record